Messenger RNA from Staurois parvus, 349 nucleotides. The record is from the annotation of a GenBank genome assembly. NCBI's taxonomy places the organism in Eukaryota, Metazoa, Chordata, Amphibia, Anura, Ranidae.
AUGGCUGAGAGGAGUUUAUGGAGGACAGGAAAAUAUUGCAAGGACCCUACACAUCUGCAGCCUCAGGAGACUAUUCAAGAGAUCAGCAAAGCAUGGAAGGAGAUCUCUAAUGCCAAAGCUGCUCUGAGGCAUAUUGAAAAUAAGCUGGAUGUGGCCCCCACAAGCAGCGUCAUUUUUGAUCCCAUCAUGGAUGCCAGGAAGCCAGUUGGUGCUACUCGAAAAAAUAAGUAGGAAGGAUGGACGAUAUCUUGAGGAUACAAAUAGUCACCCAAGCAAGUGUUCCCGCCCUAGAAAACCCAUCAGAGAAAAGUCCUCUCGCAGUCCGCUGCGUGUCACUACUCUGGAGAGC